CGGAGGGGAGGGGUCCGGCUCCGUGCGGUCGCGGCGGAGCCGGCGCUGCGGCAGCAGCAGGCGCGGCGGGGCGGAAGUCCUUUGUUGCAGCGGCAGCGGCGCAGCGGCGGGAGCGGCGCGGGCAGCUCUCCCCCUCGCCUCGCCUCGCUCCGCGGGCUGUAAUUGAAAUACAAGAUGGCAAGAACCAGCCACAGCAACUACGUCCUUCAGCAGCUAAACAACCAAAGAGAGUGGGGCUUUUUGUGUGACUGCUGCAUUGCUAUCGAUGAUAUUUAUUUCCAAGCACAUAAAGCAGUCCUUGCUGCAUGCAGCUCCUAUUUUAGAAUGUUUUUUAUGAACCAUCAACACACUACAGCCCAGCUGAAUCUAAGCAACAUGAAGAUUAGCGCUGAAUGCUUUGAUCUUAUUUUACAGUUCAUGUAUUUAGGAAAAAUUAUGACCGCCCCUGCCAAUUUUGAGCAAUUUAAAGUGGCCAUGAACUAUUUACAGCUCUAUAACGUACCUGAGUGUCUGGAAGAUAUACAGGAUACAGACUCAUCUAGUUUAAAAUGCUCUUCUUCUGCUUCCAGCACCCAGAACAGUAAAAUGAUAUUUGGUGUGCGAAUGUACGAAGACACGCUUGCUCGAAAUGGCAGCGAAACAAACAGGUGGGGCAUGGAGCCGCCAAGUUCGACAGUAAAUACAUCCCAUAACAAAGAGCCCGAUGAAGAAGCUUUGCAGCUCAGCAGUUUCCCCGAACAACUGUUUGAUGUCUGCAAAAAAAGCACCACGUCCAAAUACUCUCACACAAAAGAGCGUGUGUCUCACUCACGCCGCUUCGGAAGAAGCUUCACCUGCGACAGCUGCGGGUUCAGUUUUAGCUGUGAAAAGUUACUGGAUGAGCACGUGUUAUCGUGCACCAACAGGCAUUCGUACCAAAGUGCCAGAUACUACGGUGCCGAAAAAAUAGACUUUAAUGAAAAGGACUCUGCUUCUAAAAUAAUCUCUACGCAAACAGAAAAAUACAAAGGGGAUUCCAGCCAAGUUGUCGAUGAGUCGUCUUCUCCCGUGUCCAACAUUACAAGCAGGAAAAGCAGCACGGUGGCAUCCGAAACAUCAGGUGAAGAAGGAAGUCGAGCCUCUGAGAGGAAGAGGAUUGUCAUCAAGAUGGAACCGGAGGACAGUCCUGCAGACGAGCUGAAAGAUUAUAAUAUUAUCAAGGUGACAGAUAAGGACUGCAAUGAGUCUUCUGAUAACGAUGACCUAGAUGACGAGCAGGAAGAGCCACUUUACAGGUACUAUGUUGAGGAAGAGAUGAGAGAGAAGAGAAAUGCUCGGAAGACUUUAAAACCCCGUUUAUCCAUGGAUGAGGAUGAAAGGAGGUGUUUAAAGAGUCCGCGGCACCUUAACAGGAAAACUCCCUCCGUCCAGGAAGAUGUGGAGAACGCUCCCUGUGAACUUUGUGGGCUAACAAUCACCGAGGAGGAUUUGUCCUCUCAUUAUUUAUCCAAACACAUAGAAAAUAUAUGUGCCUGUGGCAAGUGUGGUCAAAUACUGGUCAAGGGCAAGCAGUUACAGGAUCAUGCACAGACCUGUGGAGAACCCCAGGACCUGACCAUGAAUGGUAUCAGGAAUUCCGAGGAAAAAAUGGACUUGGAAGAAAACCCCGAGGAGCAGUCGGAAAUAAGGGACAUGAUGUUUGCAGACAUGCUGGAAGACUUCAGGGACAGUCAUUUCCAAAUGAACAGCCUUCAAAAAAAACAGUUAUAUAAGCAUUCUGCCUGUCCUUUCCGAUGUCCUAAUUGCGGGCAGCGUUUUGAAACUGAAAACCUAGUGGUUGAACAUAUGUCCAACUGCCUGGAGCAAGAUCUGUUCAAGAAUUCCAUGAUGGAAGAGAAUGAAAGAGAUCACAGACGUAAGCAUUUCUGCAAUCUUUGUGGGAAAGGAUUUUAUCAGCGUUGUCACUUGAGGGAACACUAUACUGUUCAUACCAAGGAAAAACAGUUUGUUUGUCAGACAUGUGGGAAGCAGUUCUUAAGAGAGCGCCAGUUGCGGCUCCACAAUGAUAUGCACAAAGGAAUGGCCAGUAGUGAAAUAGGGACUUCUAAGCUUCUGAACAACUGAGAGAACCAGGUUUGAAGAAGACAUGAGGAAGAACUGUCGGCAAAAGAUUUCAUAAAAACUCAGAACCACGUGUGCCAGAUCUGAAUUGGCACCACCUUUGCUUUUUUGACAUACUGCAGCAGUCGCAAAAGACACCAAAGCAGUCAUAUUAGAACACUCAGUAAUUGUUUUGGACUCUUCUCUGUGUUACAAAACUUACUUCCUUGUGACUAUUAUUUACACCUGUCAAAAACAGAUUUGAAGUCUCUUUCAUGGAGCAGACAGCCAAAAGAGGCAGAUGCCAGGCGUUAAGGGCUGCGCUGAAAUGAGCUUGCAGGAUCUGCUGUUCAUAUGCUGCCGUGCUGCUUUUAUGAAACGAGGCUUACUAGAGUUUCUGUCAAAAACUGUUUAGACUUUUUAGCUUUAAAGGUAAAAGUAUGUACUUAUGAACUAAAAUUCACGCUUCUUUCAGACAGUUACAAUGCUAAGCUAAUGAGCGUUAGAAGAGGGGAAAAAUGUUUUAGUCUGGAGUACAAAGUGAAAAAAAAGCCUUUAAAACUGAGCACAAAGGGUCUCUGAGGAAGGAAAGGAUGGUGAGAAAGAUCCAGCUGACCUGACUCCCUUUGCUGCCAUGAUCAUCAUAUGCAAGCUGAAGAGGACCUUCCCUGGAGCUCAGUGCUUAUGUGUGGAGAGUAAAGAAAUGGUGCUGUGGAUGUGAAAAAUUGUGACCAACAAGGAGAUGAGUAAACAUGCAAUAAUCUUCACAGGGCACAGUGUGCACCAUGUUCUGGAUCUGUACCUUGAAAAGGUGGUUUGAAGAAGAGAAUCAGGCAUUCAUGUUCAGAUUUGAGUAAUUUAGCAAUCCAAAAUUUUCCACCUAAAUUAAUGGGAAGCAAACAAGCAAACAAAACAAAACGAUGCAGUAAAUGUUCAAAAAUAGGGCCAACAUGGCUUAAAAAAUAGUAAUUUCUUUUGCUUCUCCAGACAACUGGAGCAGAUUGAUUCAUGUAAGCAGACUAAACAUGCUGAUCUAUAUUCUGCUGUAGUUAUGCAUCUUACUAAUUCUACUUAUGACUAUAAGAGGAUGUUUUAUUGUUUAGUAUAACUGUUAUCUCAGUAAGAAUCUGUCUGCAUUUUUAUUUAUAAUUGGCAUUAUUAUCAUUACUGUUGUUACGAAGUAUGUAAAACAUUGUCUGUAUCGCAGCUUGAACAGGACAUGUGUCUGUGCUUGCUUUACUCUUUUUGAGUUUAUAAAGUUGCUAUACAAAUGGAAGAAAAGAUGUUCAGGUAUCUUUGAAUGUUGUUCCUUAAUCUGAUUGCAGAGCCCCAGACCCUUCAGCCUUCAGGUAUUUAAAGAGUCAGCGGUAUUAACACAAAACAUCUCAAAAAUAAAUACAGGAUUUGAAGUCUACAGUACAGGAGUGGAAUGCUGACUCUGCUGCCCCAGUGGCAGUGCUAGAGCAAUGGGGAGCACAGAGAAUGUCCAGAAAAUGCAAGAUACCACUGGGGACUUCUGAGGGAGAAGGCUCGUUAUAGGUGGGAAAUGUAAUAGAAAAUGUGAUGUCCUUUCCACAGAGACCAGGAAGCACCCUCACAGUAGGACUACUGCAAAGCAGAGAAGGGAAAUACGUUUCUAGUGUCACCUAAAGAUAGGCCUUGAACUAUUUAACUUCUUUUUAUUUUUUAAGCAGAGGACGUCUAGAACAGGCCCUGACCGUUCUGUAACUUAGCAAUUAUUUGUAGUCUGUGUAGAGUAUUAGUGAAGACAUGCCAGGUUAAUUUUCAUCAUCUUUAAAGCUUAAUCUAUGCCUCGAUACAGUAUCUUUAAUAAAAUGUUAUUAUGA
Messenger RNA from Tympanuchus pallidicinctus (lesser prairie-chicken), 3926 nucleotides. RefSeq names its product zinc finger and BTB domain containing 1 (gene ZBTB1). The transcript is spliced from 3 exons. Lineage: Eukaryota; Metazoa; Chordata; Aves; Galliformes; Phasianidae. Gene Ontology annotation, biological process: regulation of cytokine production; negative regulation of phosphatase activity; regulation of immune system process. The record is from RefSeq and is a predicted model, not a curated record. Gene Ontology annotation, molecular function: phosphatase binding. Bases 175 to 2103 code for a protein of 642 amino acids.